UCCGGGUUCCAAUCGCUAAACGGAGGACAUUGCCCCGUGCAACGUCGGCUUUGUGCGUCACCACCCGUCCAUUCCCGAUCCGGUGGACAUCCGUGUUCCGGAAAAAACCGACGUGGUUGUCGCCCGGCUGCAUGAAGCGUGUGCCCUUGUAAAGAAUGAUCUCGUUGCAGACAAUAUGUCUUCGUCCAGGGGCGAAGGGGAGCCUACAGCGACCUCCGGGAUGGGAUCUGGGAAAGAUUCUACAAAACGGUCGUCUAUGACCUCGAGGACGUGGUCCGACCACGCUAGGUCGAAAUGGUUCGUCGACUGGUGCUGUGCUGAUGCUACGAACCCGGUCCAACAACCGUGUGGUCCUGUGAUCUUCGUCGAAGCCAACAAGCGCCGCAGGGUUCUGGGGGCUGUCUUGCAGUGGGAGAAUGCUAAAGGUAGUCGUCGACGGUUUUACAUGAAAAAUGUGUACGGUUCGAAGGGGAACGUCGUCGCCGGUGCCAAGGGGGCAGUUCUCGACAUGUGUUUGUUCGAGGGGUUCGGAGCGGGUGCUGCGAACACCCCGUUCUACAACAACCUCCGGGGGCAGGGCGGGUUUGUUUUGGGUUGCGAGUUCUUCGACCUGUUGGAGGACAAGGGCAUCGCCUUCGACGUCCCUUGCGAAGUCGGUCCCGACCUGGAACUGUCAAUUCCUUUGCAGUCGUGCGGUGGUUGUGAGUCGAGCGGGGCAGCGAGGGAGGGGGGGGAUCUGGGUUCCGGGGAGGCUACACAUGUGCAGCGGGAGGAUGCCAGAGGUCAGUUUGACGACAGCGAAGAUGAGGUGACACCGCGUCCGCUGUUUUCACCGUCGAGGGAAAGAGACAGGUACCUUUUCCUGAAAUCGAGGUUUGCCGUGUUCAAGAAGUUCGAAGGUCAGGGAUUGGAUGACGAGUUGUGGGAUAACAGCAGGAAACACGUUUCCGACUCGGCGUUGUUCAAGGACUGUCCGCCGUACAUGGGUUGCGACCAGGAGAACUCGAUUGAGGUGACGGAGAAGUUGGUGGGCCACAAGAAGUUGUCCGUCGACUGGAGAAACAAGGUUCUCUCCGUGUUGAAUGGAAGCAGACUGAAGAGACGGGAAGUCGCACUUGCCAAAGGCGUCAUUCACAUUAAAUGGAAAGACACGGGGGACGUGACAUCCAUCGCGCCGUUCACCAAUGACCCUUUAGAGGCGGACAUCAGGGGCGCAGAGCUGAAGGAGGCAGUGGCUGCCACUAAGAGCCACACAUUGGUCCUCGAUCUGUGCGAGCCGGUUGACCUUAAACUGUGGAAGCCCCAAGCGUGGGAGACUUUGAAUUCCUAUCUUCAGACAUGGUGUCCCUCGCAUUGGACUCUCGUUGUUUUCGUGCCGCGGCAGCACAACCUGUCGUUUCUCGCCAGCAUGCACCAUCUUUCUUUCGUCAAGCUGUUGGAAGGGAAAUGGGUGCGGAGAGUGCAGCAAAAAAAAAGCUUCCCCGUUGGGAACAAUUUAUACACGGAGGAAGACCGCAUGUACAUCCUCUUCAAGGGUGACGAUCUGCGCGUCAACACGUCCGUGGUCUACGAGGGAAACCUGCCCACGGGUGCCGCUGCUGUGGUGCGAUUGCCUCAGAGGGUCACCCAGACGGAUGUGUCCGAGAUUCCUUUCACGCCUUGCGACUGGUCGCUGGUGGCGCCUGAACGACAGGGCAGCGUCUACGGGGAUAUGGAACGCAAUUCGACCCAAUUCGUCGGUCUUCUUGAUUUUCUUGGCAAGAAGGGAGAGGGUGUCGUGUUCCUUGGGAAACCGCACGUGCGAAGCGUCUGGAAGCUUCUGAAGGCCGGCCGGCACCUUGUCGCAAUGGAAGGGAUUUUCGACCUCUUGCAAUUCACGAUGCAGGUGGUGAAAAGCGAGGUCAAUUCGAGUGGGCACAAUUGGGGUGGCAAAGGAAUCCCGCCUAUUGGGGAGAAAGGGUCUCACGGCCGCAACACGACACUGGGAGGCAGCGCCGGGGUGGCGGGUUUCGCCGUCGACCGGACUCCGUCGACAGGCACCCGGCCCGAGCACACGACACACUCCGCCGACCCCCAGACUUCGUCCGUGGGCUCAGCGAGGGACACGUUGGCAGCCUUGGUUGCUCUGGGCAGUCGAUCGGUCGGAAAGCCGAAGUCCGCCGGGAUCCGAACUACGUCGGGUGAGGAGCCGCCAGAGCGGUCCGGAAUGCGAAGCUGCUCGGGGUCGGGGGAUCCAAGCACGGAUCGAGAGAUUCGCAGCAUUGCGGCACGGGACGGAGACGUCGAAACGGUGUCGCCUGGGCGGGAGCGACGGCCACAAGGAUUGCAGCGGGAGGCUGCAAGUGCAGGGUCCGGCGACACGGAGACCACGAAGUCCGCCGAUAUCCGAACUUCUUCGGGCGGGGUUUGUCGGCCAGGGAUUGUCGUGCCGUUGAGAGGGGCAGCGUUUACGGGGACGGAAGGGCGGUCCUUGCGAUUUGGGACUGGUACCGCGGAAGGGGACAAGUUUCGUGGGAGGGAAGUAAGGGAGGAAAUGGAGGAACAGAAGGGAGCGCAAGAAGGAGAGGAAGAAGGGGAAGAAGAGGUGGAAGGGGAGGAAGUGGGAGAAACGAAGCUAAUUGAUUUGUUUGAAGGAAGGGAGGGUGCCAGGUCUGGAGAAGACGAAGUGGAACACAAUGAGGACGAUGCCGGAUCUGGAGAGUCGUCUGACGAGUUCGGACAACUGUACGGAGAGCAUCACGAGGAUGAUGUCGACGACGAUGCCAUGGCAAUAGAGAUGGAGACACAAGUGGUCAGCAGCCUUUCCGCAGAGCCUGAAGAUUAUGCGGUCCGGCCACUUACGUCUGCUGUCGACUUGCAGCACCGGUUCGACGAGGCUUCCGUCGCUAUUAGCCCGUCUGAAAAAAGUCGACGUAUAAGCAUCGACGAAGUUAUCGACGGUAUCCUCGGCGACCACAAUGUGUCCGCAACUGCCAACGUCACAUCUUUAGUAGCAGCUGCCCUCGCUUCGUCGCCGCCGAAGUCUCUGGUGCUGCAGGCCACCCUUGCCGCCGAAGGGGAAGGCGAUUGCGGUGGAGGACAGCAUGAUCGGAUGGAGGAAAUAGAAAGAUACGAACCUAAAGGAAAGAGGCAAGGGAAGUUGGGGAGUCGGGUGGAUCCUGCAGAAGAGGAAAAAGAACGAUUACGGAGAUGGAUUGCACAACGAACUAUUGGGAGCAUAGAGUCUGAAGAUGAGGAACUGGAGGCUCUUUGUAAACAGGCGGCGAAAUUGGAACUAGCGAAAAAGAGGAAACGAGGACCUGAAGUGUCGAUUGGGAAUAUUCCUCCAAUGACUACUCCGGAGAAGAGAACAAGUAUGAGGAUUUCUGAGGAAGCGAAGGCUCGCAUUGAGUCAAUCAGAGGUGACUUAACGAAGGAUGUGGCGGCAUCCAGUACUCCGUCAAAAAUUGACUUAUCGCUGAAGCAUAUUAUGGCAUCGUGCGGACCAGGCGGCAAAGAGAAGUUUGAACAGGAGUGUCAUGAAUUCUACGAUGCACUUACCAUUGAGGAAUUGAAGGAAGCGUGCCGGCGAGAGAAAGAGGCCUAUGGGAAUCGAGAGUUAGCCAUUAAACGGCUGAUUACUCGGAGAUCGGCAGUAGCCUACGAUCCUUCGAAUAUUCCUCUACCGGCAACACCCCGCAUCACCGGAAAGUCCAGCAAAGGAGUUGUGAUCAAAGAGGAAGUCAAAGUUGGGACUUCCGAGUCGGACCAAUCCUUCAGCGAGGACGACUCUGAGUGAGGUGUUUGUCGUCGCGACGACCUUUUCAAGAGAGCGAGUGAGCUUAGUGAUCUACGUCGACUACAACUAGGUAAGGAUAAG
Molecule: messenger RNA, 3859 nt
Organism: Chara braunii
Lineage: Eukaryota; Viridiplantae; Streptophyta; Charophyceae; Charales; Characeae
Source: the annotation of a GenBank genome assembly